CCUAUAAAGGAGAUGUAUUGGCACCACUGCAUUAAAACGAUAGCUUAAGUCUUGUAAAUCAGGAAGAGAUCAUCUUCGAGAUGUAUUGUCUGACUCUGCUCACGUAUUUUGCCUUUGCUUCGUCUGGCAUAUCAGCUGUCUUUGGCCUUAGUUCUACAGAUAGCGAGCACAAUUUGGCCAAUUAUUCUCCUCCUGAAAACAUCUGCUAUGUAGAGCCUAUCGGUGGCAUUGAGUGGAUUUUACAUAAAAGGCGGUCAGAUUUCGGAUGGAAAGAAGAUACCCAUCGGGCUAUUAUCGCGCUUGCAGUCAAUGACUGGAAGAAUGUGCCACAGUCGGAUAUUCGACAAAAUGAAUUACAACUGGAAAUUGAAAUUACAAGGGCACUGCUUAGAGCUAGUAUAUCUACUUUUCAUGCGAACGACUUGGCUCUUUAUAUACAUGCACUCAUUGCAAUAAAUCGUAACCCCCGGGAUUUCCAUGGUGUCGAUUUAGUUGAAAAGCUUUUGAAAGUGGUGGAGAACGAGGAGCAGGUGCAUCCUUUCCUAAUUCUGGCACUAUGCAAUGCUAAAGCGGUAUCUUCUUAUCAUUUGGAUAGCAUAAUUUCUUAUACUGGGCAUGAAGAACGAGAAACAAGCCGUAAAAUAGAAUAUAAAGCUUUGGCUGUAAAAGCACUUGCAUGUGCGGAAGAUUUGCGUUUAGCUAGUUAUCUACAUACAAGAGCUAAAGAGCAUGGUAUUCAAUGCUUGCGACAUUUUCAAAAAGAGGAUGGACAUUUUGGUAACUUAUACACGACAGCAUUAUCUGUCCAAGCUCUUAUAGCUUCCAACAUUUUAGACGGCUGGAAAAAAGACGAAGCCAUUGAGUAUUUAAAGAGCCAAUCAACAGUAAAUGUGAACAUGGUCUCCACUUAUUAUAUACAGUUAGCACUGAAUGCCCACCGAUACAAGUUCGUCAAGGAUAUCCAUCCGCAUUUAGUCAUAGAACGUGCUCCAGAAAAAGAAUGGUAUCACAAUUUCAUCCACUACACCAUCAGAACAAGCAAAAAUCCAGAUGUAUAUUUUACCAUCACUAUAAACGCUGCACCAAAUACUUCGUUUUUUGAUAUCAUGAAACUGAGUCAAGAACAUGAUUCUAAAUUCAAGUGA
Stegodyphus dumicola is the source of this 1145-nucleotide messenger RNA. RefSeq lists its product as uncharacterized. NCBI's taxonomy places the organism in Eukaryota, Metazoa, Arthropoda, Arachnida, Araneae, Eresidae. The record is from RefSeq and is a predicted model, not a curated record. Gene Ontology annotation, molecular function: cobalamin binding. Gene Ontology annotation, biological process: cobalamin transport.